Molecule: messenger RNA, 1344 nt
Organism: Aethina tumida (small hive beetle)
Lineage: Eukaryota; Metazoa; Arthropoda; Insecta; Coleoptera; Nitidulidae
Gene: holn1
Product: CD2 antigen cytoplasmic tail-binding protein 2 homolog
Exons: 1
Coding region: 273-1274 (333 amino acids)
Cellular component (GO): U5 snRNP
Molecular function (GO): protein binding
Source: RefSeq, a predicted model, not a curated record
UUCAUUGAAAUUUUGGUUUUUAUAUACUAUUUUAAUAAUAAUUUUAAUUUACAAUUUAAAAUAUUGUUUAUUAUUAAUGACUAACAAUGUAUCCUAAUAAUAUUUUCAAUUAUUUUACUUAUUUAACAUUUUUAUUUUUUAACCACAUUCCCGUGUGGACUACACAUUCGAGUAGUUUUUUUUUUUUCUGGGAAACGUAUGAGAACGUAAACAUAAACUAACCUUGUUCAUAGUGUAAGGCUUGAAAAAGUUGUAAAGAUCAACAAAUAAAAAUGUCAAAAAGGAAACAGGAAGAAGAGUUCUAUGGAACACAACAGAAAAAGGUUCAAAACAGUAGGUUUCAAGUUAAAAAACACACCCUUGAUUCAGAUGAAGAAGAUGAUGUGGAUGAAGACAAUGUUCUUGAUGUUGAUGAUAUUGAAGGCGAGGAAGAUGGUGUUGAUAGACAGGAUGAUGGUCAAAGGAUGACAGCGUUCAACAUGAAAGAGGAAAUGGAAGAGGGUCAUUUUGAUAAACAGGGACAUUUCAUUUGGUCUAACGAAAAGGAAAUCAAAGACAAUUGGCUGGAUAAUAUUGAUUGGCAACAAAUUAAAUCCAAUGCAAGUUUUAAGGAUAAAUAUAAUAUUGAUAAUAAGGGCUUGGGUGAUGAUUCAGAGUCAGAUAGUGAACCAGAGCCUGAUUUUGAUGAAUUUGGAACAUACAAAAAGAUAAUUGGGUAUAUGAAACCAAAAGAGACAAUAAAUAAAGCUAUUAAACGUUUAAGUGGAGAUCUCAUGAAAUUGUCAUCAUUGGAGAGAUUGAAACGAAAAAAGGCUGGCACGUUGAAUAGCAAUGAAGAUGUGACAAAUCUUACAGAAUUAGCUAAUAGUGUCCUAUCAAAACUUGGUAAUAUGGAUGUGUAUCAAGAAACUUUUGAACAAAUACAAGCAAAGAUUAACAUGCAUGAAAGAAAAGGAAAAGCCAAAGAGCCUGAACUAGAUAUGUAUGCUGAUGAUUUUGAUACAAAAGAACAAGAAAAAAUGGCUGCAGGUCCUUCUAAUGUUGAAAGCAGUUCUAGUAUGGAUACUGAAGUAAAUCCACCACAAGAGCUGAGGUGGGAAUUUAAAUGGAAGGCAGAGGAUGAUGAUAAAGAUAUACAGGGUCCAUAUACCACAGCUCAAAUGGUAAAAUGGGCCAAAGAAAAUCACUUUAAAACAGGUGUUUUGGUCAGAAAGUGUGGAGAAAGCUCAAAUUUUUACUCAUCUAAUAGAAUAGACUUUGAAUUGUAUGAAUAAUUUUGUAUAUGUAUGUAAUGUGUAAAAUUAUUGGAAUAAACGUAAUUCUUUGAAUACGUAUAAAGUAAAA